GCCCCGCAGCGCUGAGCUCAGCCGCGGCUGCUCGGCUGCAGCCGCAUCGGCCGCCCGGGAGCGCCGCGUCCGCAGCGAGCACAGGUCUGCCUCCUGCUGCCCUGAUGCCUGGGCACGGACAGGGCGACAGCAAGUGACUCCCCAGAGGCAACUUCAGUCUUUAGCUUCUCCCCUCGGUGCUGGGCGUACCCUCAGACCGAGCCUGGGGCCCACGCUGACGGUGAGCUGAGCUUCAAGGGUGUCGUCUCCUUGAGGUCCAGACUGCUGCAACUUGGCAGAGGGUGGUGGAUGAUCUGAGCGGCUAGGCUGUGGUGUCUGAACCUGGGCACCGCCAACUCCCCGGCAUCAUGCUGUCCCCAAAGAAAGGCCUGCUGUGCAACCUCAACCACAUCCACCUGCAGCAUGUUUCCCUGGGGCUGCACCUCUCCCGGCACCCAGAGCUCCGGGAAGGCUCUGUCACCAUGGCACCACGCGAGCAGACAGGCUGCAGCGACUGCCAGGAGAACCAUGGUGCCCUGGAGCAAGUUGAGCAAGUUGAUGCCAACUCUAACAACCCCUCGCUGCAGUGCCGGUGCUGUGAGUCGCACGUGCCACAGCCGCUGAAGUCAGGUCUCCGGAACCAGCCUGCCCUGGGGGAUUUCCUCUCCCUGCCCAUGGAGGAGAACUUGGCUUCCCCCUCUGAUGCUGCCUCCUCCUCCUCUGUCAGCAGCUGCUCAGAUUUCAGCUUGGAUGACACCCCCGUCUCUGUUUACUGCAAGGAGUUCCCCAGUGAUGAGACCCAGUCCCCAGACCUGCAGCCAAACAUCAUCCCCAUUGAAGAUGCCCGUGACGCCGCACCACCAACCGAGCAGGGCACCAUCAUGCCGGAAGGAAGAGAUUCACGCCUCAGCCCACCGGAGUGGGAGCACCUGGAGGCUCUGGCCCAGGGUAGCCCGGACAGCCUCUGCAGCAGCAGCUCCCUCAACUCCCUGUCAGACACGACCUCCGCCAGCGUGGACAUGCCAGAGACCCCGGGGGAGCGCCCCCUCCCAGCCGUCGGCGGUGAGCUGGAUUCCAACUGCAAUGCCCUUCCUGCCAUGGGCAGCUCCCCUCCGGGCACCUGUGCACUAGCACCUGGACAGCUGGACCUCAACCUGAACGGAGCCCCGCAGCCUACACCUGGGCCAGCUAGCGGCCCACCCCCCGUGCCCCCGCGGCCUAAGAGAGGGCUGCAGAUACUGCUGAGCAAGAUGGCCAUGGAGAAGCCUGCCCCAGCAGAGGCACCUGCUGAGCCCAUGGGCAGCCUGGGAGAGCCACCCCGAGACCCCGCCAGAAAGAACAUCACCUCCUUCCACGAGCUGGCUCAGAAACGGAAGAGAAACAUGGCUGGACCCCCCCUCGCACAGGCCAAGAAGGACCGGAGCGACUGGCUGAUUGUUUUCUCUCCUGACACAGAGCUGCCACCACCCAGCGAGCUAAUUGCCUGUAGUGCCCAGGGCCAGGAGCUGCCCAGGCCCCAGCCCCAGCCUGGCAAACAGGCAAACCCCCCCAGUUCCAGCCAGAGGGAGGUGACCACGUUCAAGGAGCUCCGCUAUCGCAAUGCCAUCAACAAGCAGAGAGGCCAGCUGGCGUGGGGGGAAGGAGCAGCGCUGCAGGAGCUCCCCGAGCCCCAGCAGGCAGCCGUGGGCAGAGCCCUUCCCAGCGGCGAGGGGCUGCAGGGCCCCAGCUGGGCACCAGCUCUGCCACUGGGCAGCCACUCCGUGGCACCUGCGGAAAGCUACCCGCCGCAGAGGAAGAAGUCGCGGCCUGGGCUGCAGCCCAUCGCAGAGGGACUGCCCGGCGAUGCUGAGGACAGGGGGCUGCCCUCAGGAGGCUGUGCCCCCAGGAGGAAGCAGUUUUGGUCUGACUGUGAGGAGGAGGCUUCGGGGUGGAGGCCCCGAGGGCCUGAUGGAAACCCCCAGGAGCUGGGAAGAGCUGAGAGAGGAGACAGGACCUGCAAAGAGGUCGGCUCUUUCCUCUCUCGCUACCCCAGGCCUCAGACGCUGCCGUUCCAGCCUCUGCUCUUCCAUUUCUCAGCCGACGGGAAGUCUCUCUACUGCAGCUCGGACCCGGCGGUGCCUCCCCUGCCCUUCCUCCCCUCCCUUAACUCCAGCUUGGAGAGUGUUGAGCUGAAGUCUCCCGUCCUCUUCGCGGCCCCCUUCCGCCCCCCGCUGAAGACCCUGUCCUGCGAUGAAGCCUGUCUCCUGGCCAGCAGGAAGGGGGGUGCCCUGGGCGCCCUCUCCCCCGAGGAGCUGCUCCCCAUCCGCCUCUCCCCUGUUGGGGCCUACUCCCCGCCCCACCGGGGAGGCCUGCCUUUCCUGGGCAGCCCGGACCUGUCCGUGCUCCUCUCCCCGUUCUUCCCGAGGAGCAGGACCCUCCCCACCAUGGCCCUCCCGCCCCACGAGGCCUCCGCGCCGCGGUUCGGUGCCGAGGGGCCCCCAGGCCACUGCGCCCCGGGAGCGGCACGCGGGCGCAGGCAGCCUGGCGCGCGCCCCAGGCCGGCAGCUCCUGAGAGGAGGCGCAGCUGCUGUGGCCUGUGGGAGAGCGGAGGGGCCGCGACUCCACGACCGCCCAAGCCACUCCGACGCUGCCGGUCCUUGGCGGGCGCCCCGGGGGCGGCCCGGCCCCGCAUGGCCCCGGCCCCGGCCCCGGCCCCGGCCUGCCUGCAGCUGCGGGAGCAGAAGAAAGCCCUGCUGGUCGCUGUCAGCGCCUCCGUGGACAAGAUCAUCGCCCACUUCAGCGCCGCCAGGAACCUGGUGCAGAAGGCCCAGCUGGGGGACAGCCAGCUCAGCCCGGACGUGGGCUACCUGCUGCUGCGCACCUUGUGCCCGGCGCUGUACGCACUGGUGGGGGACGGGCUGAAGCCCUUCCAGAAGGACAUCAUCACAGGCCAGAGGAGGAGUUCCCCUUGGAGCGUGGUAGAGGCCUCGGUGAAGCCAGGCCCCGGCACCCGGUCGCUGCAGGCCCUGUACUGGCACAUCUCGCGGCUGGCUCCUCUCAGCAGCAGCAGGCAGCGGUUCCACGCCUUUGUCCUUGGCCUCCUGAACCUGAAGCAGUUGGAGCUGUGGAUCUCCUGGUUGCAGAAGAGCCCAGGUGUCAUCUCCGUCCUCUACUUGCCCUCGGCCUUCCUCGCCCUGAGCCAGGGGCCCCUCCCACACUUGGCCGAUGAGCUGCUGCUCCUCAUCCAGCCCCUCUCCGUGCUCACCUUCCACCUCGACUUGCUGUUUGAGCACCACCAUCUCUCUGUGGACAUAAGGCCCCUGCCAGACCCUGCCCCUGGCCCGACCCUGGUCCCUGCUUCAGCUGCCGGUCCUGCUGAAACCCGGGGCCCCCUCACCCAGGCUCAGGAGGCCCAAGCCGAGGGCCAAGGCAGCACCGACAGGGCCAGCCCGGAGCAUGGCGCUGCCCCUGAUGGCCUGGGCCGGGCAGGCCUCCUGGGCACAGAGGACAGCACAAGGCCCCAGCUAACAGCAGCUGCCACCAGCCUGUUCCCCAGCCCACGGGUGGGGGUCUCGCUGCAGCAGACCUUCCAGCACGUGCUGCAGUGGGGUGGCCGGCUCAGCCAUGUGCUCACAGGAGCCGACGGCCCUUCCCGAAGCCCUGAGCAUGACCAGGGCCCUCGGGUCACCAGGGCAGGGCUGGGUGGCUGGUGGGGGCAGCUGAGCCAGGCCUCAGCGGUCUACACAGCUUCUGGCAAGGAGGACUUCCCCUUCACCCGCUGGACAGCGCUGCGAACAGCCCCAGGGGAUCCCAGCCUGACUAACACAUCCUGCGGGGCACCAGCCAAGGGGCCCAGCAGCACGGAGCUGCAGCCUCUUGAGGCCAGGACUGCCACCAACGCUACGAGCCCAGACUCUACCAGUGGUGCAAGGGGCUUGGGGCUGCCCGUGCAGGCCACAGCCAGGGAGUCCACGGGCCCCGGGGACCCCACACUGCCAGAGCCUGCUGCUGGAGACAGAAGCCAGCCUGUGUUGGAGGAGCCUGGCUGGGGGAAGGGUGCCUGGCUGGGCCGCCUCUUUGGAGCCACCUGUCCAUCUGCCCGAGGCCUUCCCAUGGAGCCCGACACCAGUUCAGCCAGACCCAGGAGACCCUCCAGCUGGCUGCGCCCCCGCGUGAGCGUGCUCUCCCUGGUGAGGAAGGGGACGGCCCCUGAGCAGCCCUGGCCUCCAGAGCAGCAGAAGGAAGGGCCUGACUCACCUCAGCCCCACAGGGCAGUGCGGGCGCUGUGCGACCACGCAGGCGCCGGGCACGGCUACCUCAGCUUCCGCAAGGGCGACGUCCUGCAGCUCAUGGCCACCGUGGACGAGGACUGGAUCCGCUGCUGCCACAAAAAUGACACAGGCCUCGUUCCUGUCAGCUACACCUCCCUGAUCGUGUGAGGGGGUACGGCAGGGAGCUCCUAGCCCUGCCCCUGCCCCAGCUCUGUAGGCAGCUGUGGGGGCACCCCGGGCCAGGGGCUGGCAGGGGCCGCAUGGCACUGUCCCUCACGGGCACAGCCUGGCAGUGCCCUCCCUGCUGGUGCGUGGCUGCCUCGCCAUGCCUGCGUCAUCCUGGCUGUGCUCAUGGGCUCCUGAGGCCCCACGGCCGUCACCCUCAUGCUGCCCCCAUGCUGCUGCUUGUGUCCCGCUGCCUGCCACCUUGCAUGCCCUGGGUGGCCCUUCCCUCCAUGGCCACGCCAGAGCUGGGCUCCCACUGUCCCCUGGAGACAGCUGUGCCCACAGAGCCCAACAUGUGGCCUUGGGUGCGGGUGGAAAUAAAGAUGUGUGCGCAAGGCA
Alligator mississippiensis (American alligator) is the source of this 4793-nucleotide messenger RNA. It is a transcript of the gene RUSC1, whose product is annotated as RUN and SH3 domain containing 1. The record is from RefSeq and is a predicted model, not a curated record. Gene Ontology annotation, cellular component: cytoplasmic vesicle. The coding region runs from base 348 to 4397 and encodes 1349 amino acids. Gene Ontology annotation, molecular function: protein binding. The transcript is spliced from 12 exons. NCBI's taxonomy places the organism in Eukaryota, Metazoa, Chordata, Crocodylia, Alligatoridae.